This is a messenger RNA of Anisakis simplex (herring worm), 378 nucleotides long. The record is from the annotation of a GenBank genome assembly. NCBI's taxonomy places the organism in Eukaryota, Metazoa, Nematoda, Chromadorea, Rhabditida, Anisakidae.
UUUGCAGCUUAUCUUCGCAUCGGUAGAGUGGAUGAGGUACACGAAAGCUUCGAAUGGUUCUGUGCCUUGAAGCUUCCAUCCAACGAAACUUUUAGGAGUACAGACGAAGACGCUCUGAUGGAUUUAUCACUGCAAAUACCGGCGAGCUCGGAGCAUUGUGCGCAUACUCGAAUCGAGGGUUUGCUUCUGAUAACGCAUCGUUACGCACAUUCCAUCCGAUUGCCGGACACACUCGAAGGCAACACCGAUGUGGGCACAGUUCAUUCAGUGCCGUUCAUCGAUAACGAUGUCUUCAUCGGAGCUGUGGAGAAGAGAAAUUUGGAUUUGAGAUUCGGAUUCGUUGCGACCAUAACUGGCUUUAUUUUGAGGAAGAGUUGA